GAACUGGAUAACAUCUCCUUCAACCCGCAGCACAGACUCAUUUCUCUACACACCAGCUCUGAGUGGAUGCUCAGCAGGGGUGUUUGAGAUAUUAGCGCGCUGUGGGGGAACGGCUCAGGGACUUCUACCAUCCACAUAUAAAGAGCCGGCAGUCAGGAGAAUGGGCAAAUCCGAAAGCCAAAUGGAUAUCAUGGAGAAAUCAAGUAAACCUGGGAAGCGUCGCUGGACUGUUGCAGAAAUCGGUCUGUCCGUGCUGCUGCUGUUGGUCAGCUGUGCCUUGGCCGGACUGGUAGUCCUCUACACAUCGGUUGUGAAAGAGGAAUCUAACAGGCCGAGUGUGUCAAGAAGCUCAACAGGUGAAGGCCAGCUGUAUCACUCCAACCUCAACAAUGUGUGCACAACUGCAGACUGUGUUACUGCAGCUGCUCGGCUCUUGCAGAACAUGGAUAAGUCUGUGAAGCCUUGUGAUAAUUUCUACCAGUAUGCCUGCGGGGGUUGGCUGGAGCGACAUGUCAUCCCGGAGACCAGCUCCCGACACAGCGUCUUUGACAUUCUGAGGGACAAACUGGAGAUUGUCCUCAAAGGUGUUCUUGAGAUGGGGAAUGAACAUGACAGGGAUGCCAUCCGGAAAGCCAAAGUCCUUUACAGCUCUUGCAUGAAUGAGAGCCUCAUAGAGCAGCGUGACUCCCAGCCCCUUCUGAAGCUCAUCGACAGCAUUGGAGACUGGCCUGUUGCGUCGGAUGACUGGAACACCACUACAGAAGAAGCAUGGAGCCUCGAGGACACGCUGGCCACGCUCACAGCUCGUUUCCACAAGAAGGUUCUGCUGGACAUGUAUGUGUGGACAGAUGACCGGGACUCUCGGCGCCAUAUCAUUUAUAUUGACCAGCCAGGACUUGGAAUGCCAUCAAGGGACUAUUAUUUCAACGAUGGGAACUACAAAAAGGUUCGAGAGGCCUAUCUACAUUUCAUGAUUUCUAUUGCGAAGAUAACCCGAGAGGACAGGAACUUGACACAGGAUGACGACCGUGUGUGGGAGGAAAUGAUGCAAGUGCUGGAGCUAGAGACAGACAUCGCCAACGCCACAUCUCCAGCUGAGGAGCGCCAAGAUGUCACCGUUCUCUAUAAUAAGAUGACACUUGGUGAUCUGCAGAGCACCUUCAGCCUGAAUGGUUUUAACUGGACACGAUUUAUUCAAGGUGUUUUGUCCAGUGUGUCCAUUGAGGUCCAGCUGGAGGAGGAGGUGGUGGUGUACAGCUCUCCCUACCUUGAGAAGAUGAAUGAAGUUCUCUCCAGACACAGCGUCAGGACUAUGCAGAACUACCUCACCUGGCAGCUCAUCACUGACAGAGUUAAUAGCCUAAGCCGCCGUUUCAAAGAUGCCAGAGCCCGUUACAGGAAGACUCUGUACGGGACCACUGUGGAGGAUGCUUGGUGGCGAGAAUGUGUCCGUUAUGUCCAGAGUAGCAUGGAGAACGCAGUUGGAGCUCUGUAUGUGCGUGAGACCUUUGCUGGAGAAAGUAAACGAAUGGUCAGUGACCUCAUCGCUAAGAUCCAGAAAGCCUAUGUGGAAACUCUGGAGGAGUUAAGCUGGAUGGAUUCUCCCUCAAAGGAGAAGGCAAGAGAGAAGGCCAUGGCAAUCAAGGAGCAUAUUGGCUAUCCAGACCAUAUUCUGGAGAAAAGUAACCAGAAGCUCGACCAGGAGUACGCUCAUCUAAACUUUAGUGAAGAACAUUACUUUGAGAACAUCCUCGAGAACCUGAAGUCUGAGGCGCACAAGAGUCUGAGGAAGCUCAGAGAACCAGUCGAUCCUAACUUGUGGAUCAUUGGUGCUGCUGUGGUGAAUGCAUUUUAUUCUCCCAACAGAAACCAAAUAGUGUUUCCAGCAGGAAUCCUGCAGCCGCCGUUCUUCAGUAAACAUCAGCACCAGGCUCUUAACUUUGGCGGAAUAGGAAUGGUUAUUGGACAUGAGAUCACACAUGGAUUUGAUGACAAUGGGCGUAAUUUUGACAAGGAUGGUAAUAUGCUAAACUGGUGGAGUAAUUACUCUGCGGAGCAUUUUAAAGAGCAGUCACAGUGCAUGGUGCAACAAUAUGGCAACUUCAACUGGAAGCUAGCAGGUGGACAAAAUGUCAGUGGAAUCAGCACUUUGGGGGAGAACAUUGCAGACAACGGAGGGGUUCGUCAAGCAUACAAGGCUUAUCUAAAGUGGGUGGAGAUAGAGGGUGAAGAACCUCGUCUGCCUGGUCUAGACAUGGAUCACAAGCAGCUUUUCUUUCUUAACUUUGCCCAAGUGUGGUGCGGUGCUUAUCGGCCUGAGUACGCCAGCCAGUCCAUCAAGACUGACUCACACAGUCCCUUAGAAUACAGGGUGCUUGGGUCUCUCCAGAAUUUCGAAGCAUUCUCAGAAGCUUUCCAGUGCCAAAAAGGCAGUCUAAUGAACCCUGAGCUGAAGUGUCGUGUCUGGUAGAAAGUUAUUUAUUUCCUGACAUGGGCAACUCAAAUCAAAAGAACAAGUUGUACUUCUUAAACCCACAGAGACAUCCUGCUUAAGACUAAUUCCAAUUUAUUUGGGGCAGAGCGGUGACACAGAUAUUUUCAUAUACAGUACUGUAGAUGUAUUUGGAAUGGAUGACAUCCUGGACUACACCCUAGUUUCAAAACUUGAAGCACGUAUACUAAAAAAAAAAAAAGUUUGUCCACAAGUUUGAAGUGUUGUCUCUGGAUGAGUAGGUCACUCGUUCUUUUUUUGCUGUGUCCCACGACAGACGACAAGUGGGUACAUGGAUGAAAAGGCGACAUAGAAAAGUAAGACCUUCUCAAAAGGUUCAAGCCUUUCUUGAUUUAAUUCUUAAAGAAAUCUCUUGUGCAGAUCUUUGUGAUUUAUCCAUUAACAUUUGGCGCUGAGUUAACUUGGCGUACGUCCUCUGAUGUAUCGUUUUCAAGACAUUGUGCCACUUCAGACGGAACAAUAGUGAACAAAUCUCUGACUCCGACUGAAGCGUGAUUAUGAAAUAAAUGAAAGCUCUGGGCUUUGCUGAUGCAAAGCUAAAAUAGAAUUAGUCACACUCUAAGAGUUUGGUCACUCACUGUUACAUGAAACAAAUUACCUAAAGACUUUAAGACUGUUAAAUCUUUGCAGCUUUAACCUUAAAUUAACAUUGUGAGAGAGCUGCAGCUUUCAACGUUUUUACACUUACAGAGUGGAUAAAUAUUUAAAAUCAACAAAGCUAUUUAGUACUUUUUGGAGGAUCAAAGUUUCUGCAAAUGAUUGUUGCUCAAUACCCGCUGCUGAGAUGUAUAUGUGUGCCAUUACAUUUUGCUUUAAGAAACCAUAUUCCACAUGUUUUGAUAAAUAUUGGUGGCCUGCUACUUUUUUAGCUCGUGAGAAAAACUAGACACCCUUUAGAGAUAUGGCGAUGUGAUAAUGACGAAAAAGCAAUGUAUACAUCGCUUUAUUGCGUUAGUUGGUACUGCCAAGUUUAGAAACAGGUGUGGAUAUACAGUAGGUUGCUAAUCACAGUUGUGUUGUGUGUUUGAAGCUUGUCUUGCUCGUUUUUCUGCUUUCACACAUUCCACAUUUUACAUGACUUUGAAAGGCUCCCAAGUGGUCAUACUGGGCUGAUGUAUAGCUAACAAACCUCUAAACAUGUGCCAUUUGUUAGAUGACACACCUACAUGUAUUCAAAAUUACGAUGCCUACUUGUAUGAUAUCUGUACGUCGUUUACAUUUAACCCUUAAAGCUAACUGAUUUGUAUGAGAACUGGCUUUUUCCUUCACCACAUGGUCUCCUGAGAGGAGACUCAAACAUACAGUGAUGACAAGACUUUUAGCCUCUGGGCAUAGCCAAUUACACGUUUAGGGUAGGGAGAAGAAAACCUCCCUCAGACACAUUCACACAUGGACAGGCAGUACAUGAAGUGGUUUGUCUUCUGAUCUCGCAUUGAUCAGUGCCGUGCAGAUGAAAGGAUGAAGUGCAGUGCGCUGAAGCGUGGCGACCGCUGUAACCGAACCACGACCCCGCGGGCAGACACACUGAAGAAAGGGGCUUGUCAUUAAAGAGAUGGCCAGGGCCAGGACUGUUAUUUUCUACCUUUAUUAACAAGUAAUGACAAGAAAAUCAAAGCAGAGGAUGGAGGCACUGGCUGCAGGUAGCUUUUUUUUUGUUUUUUUUGUGCUGAAGAGAGCUUUUAAACACAGCUGAAAUACAGUCAGUUUUUAAUGUUUGCUUGUCAUUGGUCACAUUCAGGAUGCCUUGGUAAACUGAACACGACUGUUAGGUCUCAACAGAGGCUGCUGAAUUGAAUGUGCUUAUUGAAGCUUUAUACUCUGUCUCUCAGUCUUCACAUAGUGGCAAAUACUGUUGUGUUUAGUAGGAGGUGGUGGGGGGGGGACACAUUAAUGAAAGACUGUUUUACUCAGAAUGUAAGUGCUGAUAGUGUGCUGCCACCUUCAAACAACAAGGCACAUUUAUCACGUCUUGUUGAAAGAAAUGCUGGAGGCUAAAUCAUAAGCUACAAUGCAACAUUGGGCCGCCGUUUGAAGAGCAACAGCUUGUAUAUUUUUGUCUGGUUGAGGAGUUAAACAGUUCAAAUGUGUUAACCGAACACAAAGAGUACAUAAUAUACAAUGUGUUAUUGUAUAUACUUGAUGUUCUAUACUGCAGUACUUACAUAUAAAGAAUUGAAAUCAGGUAAGAAAGAAAUUGUACAUUUCUUACCUUAGUUCUAGCUUCACAUUUACAUGGUGAAAUUGUGUCAUUUUGAAAUUACCAGCCAAGUACAAAAAACGUUCCUUUUUUUUUGCUGUUUCAUCUGUAUACCCAUCAGAGGAAUUUAUUUAUCUACAUAAAUAUUUAUGAAAUAGCAUUGUUGCUUUGCAAGACUUCAGGUGUUACAAAGAUGUUUUAUGAAUGUUCCUGCUGCUAUGUUAUUAUCUAGACUAACUGCUAUUUUUGUGACUCAGAUCUGUAAUUAUUGCCAUUAAAGUGACUGUCCCAACUGGUACAAUA
Molecule: messenger RNA, 5012 nt
Organism: Thunnus maccoyii (southern bluefin tuna)
Lineage: Eukaryota; Metazoa; Chordata; Actinopteri; Scombriformes; Scombridae
Gene: mmel1
Product: membrane metallo-endopeptidase-like 1
Exons: 24
Coding region: 161-2470 (769 amino acids)
Biological process (GO): protein processing
Cellular component (GO): plasma membrane
Molecular function (GO): metalloendopeptidase activity
Source: RefSeq, a predicted model, not a curated record